ACCGCUUUGUUCUAAAUGUGCGCAUGUGCUCUGAAAUUUGUGAAGCCGAAGACCCCAAUUUCGUCAUCGCUGCUCUCUUCAACUUUGGACGUUGUUGAGAAUUCCAGCAACUCCAAAGCCCAGCAAAAAUCAAGUUUAACACCGCCUUAAGAACACCAUCCAGCAACUGUAAUCAUGUCGUACGGCAAACAAAAUGGCGGCUCGUACCGAGGCCGAGGUUCAGACAAUGGAUACGGAGGCGGCUCGAACCGCAGCAGCAGCAACGGCUUUGGAUCGGGCGGCAGGUACAAAAGCGGGGGCGGUGGCGGCGGAGGUGGUGGCAACGGAGGCGGUCGCUUCGGCGGCGGUCGCAACGGACCCGGAAGUGGGGGCCCACCUGGAAAUCGCCUCCGCAAACCCAACUGGGACAUGAAGAACCUGAGGCCGUUCAAAAAGGAUUUCUACGUCCCGCAUCCUGCCGUGGCGAAUCGGUCCAAGUACGAGGUCGACCAGUAUAGGCGUUCCAAGGAGAUCACUGUUGACGGGGAUGCUCCUAAUCCUAUCCAAAAUUUUAACGAGGCGUGUUUUCCGGAUUAUGUUAUGCACGAGAUUCAGAAACAGGGGUACGAUGCACCCACGGCGAUUCAGGCGCAGGGAUGGCCCGUGGCGAUGAGUGGGAGAGACAUGGUCGGUAUUGCGCAAACAGGAUCUGGAAAAACUCUCGCAUAUAUCCUUCCAGCGAUAGUCCAUAUCAACAAUCAACCCCCAAUCACCAGAGGCGAAGGUCCAGUCGCUCUAGUUUUAGCCCCAACACGUGAACUCGCACAACAAAUCCAGCAAGUCGCACAUGACUUUGGUAGUUCGUCCUACGUUAGAAACACAUGCAUUUUCGGUGGAGCACCCAAAGGACCCCAAGCCAGAGAUCUGGAACGAGGAGUCGAAAUCUGCAUCGCCACUCCAGGACGAUUAAUCGAUUUCUUGGAAAAGGGUACCACAAACUUGCAAAGAUGCACAUACUUGGUAUUAGACGAAGCCGACAGAAUGUUGGACAUGGGUUUUGAACCACAAAUUAGAAAAAUAAUUGAACAAAUCAGACCAGAUAGACAGACUUUGAUGUGGUCGGCAACCUGGCCCAAAGAAGUUAGGAAAUUGGCCUCAGAUUUUUUGAGGAGUUACAUUCAAGUUAAUAUUGGGUCACUGCAAUUGUCAGCCAAUCAUAACAUUCUACAGAUCGUUGAUGUAUGUCAAGAACAUGAAAAGGAAACAAAAUUAAACAAUUUAUUGCAAGAAAUCGGCAACAAUGGGGAACCGGGCGCCAAAAUAAUCAUCUUUGUGGAAACCAAAAAGAAAGUAGAGAGCAUAACUAGAACAAUCAGACGUUACGGUUGGCCAGCGGUGUGUAUGCACGGUGACAAAAGCCAGCAAGAACGCGAUUACGUUUUGAGGGAGUUCCGCAACGGAAAGUCGAGCAUUUUAAUAGCUACAGAUGUAGCGGCUCGUGGAUUGGAUGUGGAAGGAAUUAAAUACGUUAUAAACUAUGACUAUCCCAACUCUUCAGAAGAUUACAUUCACAGAAUAGGCAGAACGGGUCGAUCUGACUCCACGGGUACUUCAUACGCUUUCUUCACUCCAUCCAAUUUCCGACAAGCCAAAGAUCUUGUUUCUGUCCUCAAAGAAGCCAAUCAGGUGGUAAAUCCAAAGCUCUCUGAAAUGGCGAACCGCUGCGGCGGCUACGGCAGUAAAGGCGGUGGUGGCGGUCGCUGGGGUGGUUACGGAGGCGGUUUCAAGGGCCGAGAAAAUAGCGGACCAAGACAUCAUCAGAGAUUUAACAAUAGCGGACGAACCAAUGGAUAUAGUAACGGAGGAUCAUACUAAAUUCGAGUGUGGACAUGGAAUGAGCUGAUCAUUUGUGACAGUAUUUUUUUCUUCAGAUGCAUUCCGGAUGCGUCCAACUUAGUUGCGAAUUGACUAAAAGAGAACUUAUUUUUUAUUUAUUUAUAACAAUUCAUAACAUAUUUAUUGAACGCGACCCGAGUGGUUUUUGUAAUUUCUCUGUAGAAUUUAAGUUUCUCAUGUUUAUUAAUUAAUGUUUGUAACUGUGAUUAGAAUCGACUUUAGUUAUAUUGAUACAAUAUAAUCUUUCCCGAUUAUCCUUGGCAAUCCGUCAAAAUAUUAGUUUUAAAGAAAUAAAAAUGUUUUUGUAAACAAA
This is a messenger RNA of Zophobas morio, 2188 nucleotides long. Its product is annotated as ATP-dependent RNA helicase p62-like. The coding region runs from base 175 to 1854 and encodes 559 amino acids. Gene Ontology annotation, cellular component: cytoplasm; nucleus; ribonucleoprotein complex. The transcript has 7 exons. NCBI's taxonomy places the organism in Eukaryota, Metazoa, Arthropoda, Insecta, Coleoptera, Tenebrionidae. Gene Ontology annotation, molecular function: ATP binding; RNA binding; RNA helicase activity. The record is from RefSeq and is a predicted model, not a curated record.